This is a messenger RNA of Closterium sp. Naga37s-1, 1935 nucleotides long. The record is from the annotation of a GenBank genome assembly. NCBI's taxonomy places the organism in Eukaryota, Viridiplantae, Streptophyta, Zygnematophyceae, Desmidiales, Closteriaceae.
AUGGGCGAGCCCAAGACGAGCCCGAGGACGACGUGUUUGCUUAAGGUACGCUCGAAAUUCGUGUCGCUGAACAAUGUGUCGAUCACGGGUGGUACUAAGCGCCAGACCCGUGCGAGGAAACCUAAAGAAGUGCGGAAGGGGAAACGUUCUACUUUCGUCCGCACGGGCAAGAAAGGCCGCGCUGAUGCACUUGGUGAUGGCGGUUGUGGAGCAGACACAUACACUCAAGGCAAUGGUCAACAUGCACAUAACGCCUCCUUUCCAGCUGCAGCCGCCACUAUCUCUCCCUCCUCCGCCUAUGUCAACGCAGCGGCGACUCAUCAGCUCGCCACCUCUCACUCAAUCCCUGGCCUGCCCUCCGCCUCUGCCUCCCUUUCAGCUGCAGCCGCCACUAUCACUCCCUCCUCCGCCUAUGUCAACGCAGCGACGACUCAUCAGCUUGCCGCCUCUCACACAAUCCCUGGCCUGCCCUCCGCCUCUGCCUACCCUUCAGCUGCAGCCGCCACUAUCACUCCCUCCUCCGCCUAUGUCAACGCAGCGGCGGCGACUCAUCAGCUCGCCGCCACUCAGUCAGUCCCUGGCCUGCCCUCCGCCUCUGCCUCCCUUUCAGCUGCAGCCGCCACUAUCUCUCCCUCCUCCGCCUAUGUCAACGCAGCGACGACUCAUCAGCUCGCCGCCUCUCACUCAAUCCCUGGCCUGCCCUCCGCCUCUGCCUCCCCUUCAGCUGCAGCCGCCACUAUCACUCCCUCCUCCGCCUAUGUCAACGCAGCGGCGACUCAUCAGCUCGCCGCCUCUCAGUCAGUCCCAGGCCUGCCCUCCGCCUCUGCCUCCCUUUCAGCUGCAGCCGCCACUAUCACUCCCUCCUCCGCCUAUGUCAACGCAGCGGCGACUCAUCAGCUCGCCGCCUCUCAGUCAGUCCCUGGCCUGCCCUCCGCCUCUGCCUCCCUUUCACCUGCAGCCGCCACUAUCUCUCCCUCCUCCGCCUAUGUCAACGCAACGACUCAUCAGCUCGCCGCCUCUCAGUCAGUCCCUGGCCUGCCCUCCGCCUCUGCCUCCCCUUCAGCUGCAGCCGCCAAUAUCUCUCCCUCCUCCGCCUAUGUCAGCGCAGCGGCGACUCAUCAGCUCGCCGCCUCUCAGUCAGUCCCUGGCCUGCCCUCCGCCUCUGCCUCCCUUUCAGCUGCAGCCGCCACUAUCACUCCCUCCUCCGCCUAUGUCAACGCAGCGGCGACUCAUCAGCUCGCCGCCUCUCACUCAAUCCCUGGCCUGCCCUCCGCCUCUGCCUCCCCUUCAGCUGCAGCCGCCACUAUCUCUCCCUCCUCCGCCUAUGUCAACGCAGCGGCGACUCAUCAGCUCGCCGCCUCUCACUCAAUCCCUGGCCUGCCCUCCGCCUCUGCCUCCCCUUCAGCUGCAGCCGCCACUAUCUCUCCCUCCUCCGCCUAUGUCAACGCAGCGGCGGCGACUCAUCAGCUUGCUACCCGGAUCUCUCCCUCCGCUGCCUAUGUGCACGUCUCGGUUCCUGGCCAGUCCAGGCCCGCCGUUGCACCUGGAUCGACCUCCCUGCCACCUGCUCCCAGUGCACUCUCACCCUCGCCCUCCUAUAUCAAUCCUGGGUUGCACCCAACCAACUCAGGUCAGCCUGGCUCCGGCCUCAUCCCACCAGCCUCUGCACCCCCUGCUGCCGCAGUGGCACCCCCUACUACACAAUUGCAGCCGUCUGGACUCCCAUGGGCACUCCGUGUGCGCAACAGAAGUCCGCUCUCCCAGACCCUGGACCAUCACAUGUGGAGGCCGGGUCGGAUGAAGACUCCGACGAUGAUGACUCCUUGGAGAAUCAAGUUGAGCAUGGUGGUGAACAGCGGCCUGCUGCAACCAGGGUUUCGCGAGCCGCUUUUGAGGCCGCGCAAGCGCAAAUCCGACAACAGGCGCGACGCAUAG